Symbiodinium sp. CCMP2592 is the source of this 2622-nucleotide messenger RNA. The record is from the annotation of a GenBank genome assembly. NCBI's taxonomy places the organism in Eukaryota, Dinophyceae, Suessiales, Symbiodiniaceae.
AUGGUCUCCCUUGAUUUGCCAUGGGCACCGCGUGCUGGCGUGGACAGCAAGGUGGAAAGCACAUGCCGACUGAGGCAGCGUCAGCGCGUCGUGGUUGGGCCGAUGGUGUUCACAUCAGACUUCGACAGCGGCAACAUGGGCCAUGUGGAACUGUUGGAAGACGCGCCGUUUGUUUCGCUGAACUGUCAGCCGACAGCAUCACAGCUGGAGUACGUGAUAGAUGUUGCGCCGGACUGCGCAGGCACCGACCACGAGAAUGGAUACAAGACGUGGUUUUAUUUCGGAAUCUCCGUGGCAGAGCCCGUCGAGCUAGCUGCAGCCCAGCGUCUCCCUUCGGAGGCUUCCCAAAGACUUUCGCCGGAGGCCCGAAGCCGGGACCUGACACCCUCCAGCGAUUCAGCUGCCGGCGAAGAUCCCACCGAGACCCAGGAGACGGAUGGAGCCUUCCAUAUGUCCGAGGCAAGCAAGGCUCAGGAGAGAGCUGCGACGACGCUUCCACAGGUCGCGGAUGGCGAGAUCUCGAUGUUCCUGAAUGUACGGAACAUGAACAACCAGAGCAAGCUCUACAAUGAGGGCUACCGGCCCUGGUGCAAAGCUCCCGGUGGCACCUGGAAGCGACUACAGGAUUCAUCGCUGCUGGCGUUUUCCCAUGCGAAGCAGGCCGACGGAUUCUCUAUCCGCUGGCACCACCACUCUCGCCGUGGCGCGGGCACUACGUACUUUGCCUUCUGUGCGCCGUACAGCUAUCUCGACUGCCAGGGGCUCCUGGAAGAGCUGGAGGAAAGCUUCGCGGAGACUUUCACGGAUCCCUUCCGGCCGCUUCGGAACCUCUCGCGAUCUCUUGCAGAGACCUACCAGCCGCGGGCAGGCUCUGGAAUCUAUUUGCGGCGGCAGCUCCUCCACAGAUCUCUGCAGGGUCGUCGAGUGGACCUCCUCACUGUGACGGCCUUGCCUGGGCCUGGGAUGGACAUGAUGGACGAGGUCGACGUGCCUCCCCCGGACCUUCCGUGCCCUCAGAGCGGCUUGCCCUUGAAGUUCCCGGACCGGCCAAUCGUCUUCCUGUCUGCCCGCGUCCACCCUGGUGAGACCCCAGGGCAGUUUGUCUUCCUGGGGGCGCUGCGCUUUCUCCUGUCGGACGACCCGCGGGCUGCGAAGCUGCGGGACCGUUUUGUGUUCAAACUGGUCCCGAUUCUGAAUCCGGACGGAGUUGCAUCUGGCCACUACAGAACGAACAGUCUGGGCCUCAAUUUGAACCGUCACUAUGACAAGCCCACUCCAAAGGAGCACGAGGGCAUUUGGGCCACGAAGCGCAUCCUGAGCCACUGGGCCAGGCAGAACCGAUUGUUGGUCUACCUGGACUUGCAUGGUCACGCCUCUAAGCGGGGAUGCUUCCUGCUGGCCAACCGUCUCGUGGGCCCUGGGCAGGGCUGGAAUGCUGGUUUCGCCCGGCUCUGCCAAAUCAACUCACCCUACUUCGAUCUGGAACUCUGCGACUUUGGCGAGGCGGACGACGCAGAGAGGGAAGGGAAGGAUGGCAUGUCCAAGGAGGGCUCGGGACGAGUGGCGGUCUACCGAGAUUGCAAGGUUUGCAACGCUUACACGCUGGAAUGUAAUUACAACACUGGCCGGUUUACCAGGCCGAUGUUGCCUCUCAGGGGCGCCAGGUGGCUGGAAGAGUCUCCCAGCUGCAGCACGACCAGCGAGGAGCCGGUACCUUUCACUCAGAGCUCCUGGGGUCAGGUUGGUGAGGCUGUUUGCAUCAGCAUCUUGGACUUGUACGGCCACAACUGCCACAGCCGAGUGCCGAACACUCGCCAGGCCAGUUUACGAGCGUUGCUGGGUCAGACUAUCCGACCACGGACAGGCAGGACCACCAGGCUGAAAGACAUCCUCCCGAACGGCGUGGGCUUGAGCCUCGAGGACGUGGCAGCGCGUGAGCGGCCAUGCCGUGGAGCUUGCGGCUGGCAUGGGGUGUGGCAGGAUGCCAAGGAGUGCAAGGAGCGGCCGCCGGAGCGGGCAGAGCGGCGUUCUGUGAGACCCGUGGAGCCGAGACCCGUGUCCAAGGGAGGCAAACGGAAGCCAGAAAGCGGGCCGCCCGGGCCGCCCGGGCCAAGGCCAUCCUCGAAGUCUUCCGUUCGGGCGCCGCCGGCCUCGAAGGAUCGACCUGACUUGGCUUCGGAGCCAAAGUGUUCGGUGAGCCUUCCAGAGCGGUCGGAGCGUCGGAAGUCCUCAAAGGACCGACCGGAAACCCUGGUGGCUUCCGAGGCAAAGUGCUCCGCUCCCACAACCACGGCGAGCCCCGAGGCGCAGAGGUCUCGUUCCCUGGACCCGAGGCGGCAGUUCGCUGUGCACAAGGCGGAGCGUCUGCCCUUGGCCCUUUUGCGUUCCGAAACUCCUGAUGCCGACGCAAAGGGCAAAGAGCUGAGGCCCGGUACUCAAGUGAAGGAAGGCAGGGCAAUACCGCGCAAUGCGAUGCAACUUGUCCGACCGCAGCGGAAGCGAACGAAUUCCUUGGAUGCCAGUCGUAUACCUAAGACAGACUUUGGCGCCAAAGUGCGCCCGCAGCUGCUUCUUGAGAUCUCCAGUCGAACAGGAGCAGCUGUGACUGUAGGAGCUUGCUGA